GACUAUUACAUCCACAAUCGUUUAAUCAAUAAUUGACCACAUUGUUUCGCAGUUGCGUCUUAUCAUCGAGUAAGAUCGGAUCUUUUCUAGGUGACGUAUUAUUGCGACCCUGUAUAUUUUUUUUCACUUGUAAUAUAAAACUAUCAUCGCAUAGUUAACAUCAGAGUCUCAAACUCUAUUUUUAAAGACAUUUCAUUUAACUUUAGCAAUUUUUUUCAAGCGAACGCUGUGAGAGAGAGAGAGGAGAAACAGUUGAAUAGAAAGAAAGAGAAUGAGUAACAGCUAGGGAGACGGGAUAACGCAGUUAAUGUCGCAUUACGCCACGGACUGCAUAAGAACGUGGAUCGUUUCGCGGUGUCUCAUUAAAGGAGAUCUCGGAAACCAGCAUGACGGAAACCAACGAGGAAGCCAGAAAACGGCGGGAAGAAUGCGAGAGAAAAGCGAGGCGGGGAGAGAUGGACCCGCGGUUGGAGUUCGCCUUCCAGCUCUUGAUGGAUGCGACGCAGCUGUCACGUCACGAAGUCAUGGACCACGUUUUCGAGGGUGACAUGUUGGAUGAGAUUAAUCAACUGUUCGUGCCGCAUAUGAGGUCAACUCUUGUCUGGUAUUAUCAAGAAGUCGAGGAGCCUGAACUUCCGAUUGAAACGGUGCAGCCGAAAGCUGUACCGUCCAGAUCAGUUCCGAACGCAACAGCGUCGAAAGUAAAGGAGCAAAAGGAACCGAAAGAACCGCCGAAAAAGAAGUUGUUUCUGACUGAUGGCUGGCAAGUGCCUUGCACAGGAAUUUGUAUUUACAUGUUCAGAAUCAGCGUUUCUAAGCAAUUGCCAGAGGAAGGAUUCCAAAAAGACCUUUACACAGGUGUGAUAGAUACGAUGAAGGUAGGUAUAAUACCUUCCAUUCAACGAAUAGUGGAGCAAGUAUUUAUGGAUGCGUUAGCACAUCCCGGCUCGGAAGGUGAAGAGGACUGCCCGAUGAUUAAAACUCUUCUGUUGCCGGGUUUGAGGUCCUUUUGCAGCGCUCUUAAAGUUUGCGAAAAGGUGGCGCUCGAAGGAACAAUAUUCAGCGACGGCGAACCGAUGAUGAUGGAAGUGCACAACUUCGAAGAGGCGAAAACCUUUGUGGCGAAGCAAAACGCCGUGGAACAAGUUGAGGAAAGAGUGAGAUACUGGAUAAAGAAACUCAAAGAUUUUAUGGCGGAGAGCAAACAAGUUAAAAGAGAGAACGACACUUCCGGACCGCAGCAAGAACUCGAAUAUUGGAAACGGCGAGGCGCCCAAUUUAGCCAACUGGUCAAUCGUUUGCAGGAUCACGAAGUCACCAUGUCACUUCUAUGCCUGCAAGUCGCACGUUCGAAGUUGAUCAAAGACUGGGUCGACGUAGAAGAUGAAGUGACUUACUGCUACAACGAAGCGAAAGAUAACGCAAAGUUCAUUCAAGCGCUAGAAAAAUGUUGUCAUUGUCUUUACCUUGACGAUCCCGUAAAAAUGCGAGAUUCUCUCGUAUCGUUAUUGCAAACUGUUCGAUUGAUAUACAGCGUCUCGAAAUAUUACAACACUUCGGAAAGAACUAGUUCGUUAAUGAUUAAGAUCACAAAUCAGAUGAUUGUCGCCUGUCGGGAUUACGUCACGAAAAGAGGCCGGGAAACGAUUUGGGGCCAAGAUCGAGUGGCCAUUCGAUCGAGAUUGAAACAUUGUCUACGUUUGAACAAAGCCUACAGAGAAACAUACAGACUAGUUCGGUGUUCGCCAGCAGUUACGGAACAAGAAUUCUCCUUCUCAGAAACUCACGUGUUCGGUCGAUUUGACGCGUUUUGUGCUCGAAUUCGCAAAAUUCUCACCAUGUUCGAUCUUAUACAGGAUUAUCGAACUCUCUUCGAAAGACGAAUGGAAGGACUGCUUCUUGGUGAAGCAUUAGACGAAGCUAUAAAAACUUUUGAAGAAAGCAAGAAGAUUGCAACCAGCAAAUCUUAUGAUUACUUGGAUCCAAGAAAUACCGAUUUUGAUACCGACUACGAUGACUUCAUGACAAAGACAAAUGUAUUGAAAGAGAAUAUUGGCGAGAUCAUUGAGAAGAAUUACGCUGAUGUUUGGGAAACACCACAGGGUAUACGGUUUCUAACAAGAUUCGAGAAGGUUAGUGAAAAGAUACCGCUCACAAAAUUGGAAGAAAAAUACAACAUUGUAGUGAAAUAUUGCGAUAGGGAAAUAGAUCGAAUACUAAAAUUGUUUAAACGACAAAGAGACGAUCCGCCAUUGCCGAGACACAUGCCACCUAUAGCUGGACGAUUGACUUGGGCGAAUUCGUUGAAAGUACAUCUGGAUGAAUUGACGGCGUCUGUAUCGAACCAUCCUGUUUUAAAGACGUUGCCACUAACUGCCGAUUUAAUUAAAAGAUACAAUCACGCCAUCGUUAUUAUGAAACAGUAUCAAACUGACAUUGCCGAGAUCUGGACGCAUCAAAAUUCAUGGGUCAUCGAGGAUUGUUUGAAGCAACCGUUGCUGAUAGUUGACGAAAAGACCGCGAAAGUUAAGGUCAACCUGGAAAACCGAGUUGUUCUCUUGUUUCGUGAAGCCGAUUGUUUGGCAAAAAUAAAUUUGGAAAUUCCAAUCGUUGCAUUAACAAUACUAGCGAAGAGAGAUUAUUUCACGCUGAUCACAGACUCUCUACAACUUAUGAUCGAAGAGUUCGUUUCUACCGCCAAGCGCGUGAAACUGGAGGUUCGUCCGCUAUUGUUGCCACACCUGGUUUGUGUCGCAUGUUUAUUGGAACCCGGUUUGACAACACUGACGUGGACUAAACCAAAUUGGAAAGAGUUUUGUCAAAAUACAAAAGAACAAAUUAAAACGUUCGACAUACUUAUCACGAGAGUUCACGAUGUGUACGACAACAGAAUAUUGCAAGUGUUGGCGAGUAUGCAGAAAGUAACUUUACACGCUCUUCCCGAAUCCGAUCAGCCGUGGACGAUAGAGGAAUUCGUGGAGAAAAACGGUGAAAUAUGUAGAACGGCAGCGAUAGAUCUGCAUCGUAAGAGCACGAUGGUCGAGGAAGCGGUGGAAGAAGUAUUGCAGCUCGUUAGGAAGGCCACUGAUAGCUUCAAAAGCACCGCCUCCCACCAGUUCGAUUUUCUUGCCAGUGAAAAAGCAGAAGGAGAGGAAACGACGGAGCAAACUGUUCAACAAGACUGGUCCGUGGUGUGGAAUUACUUCGACGACCCUCAUCAAUUACUUACGACGCCCGGCACUUUACCCAAAGACAUGCAGGAAAUGGUUCGAAACGCGGUAUCCGAGAUGAGAAGAUAUUAUUCCAGGAAGAUCGUGGACGUGUUAACAAAAGUUACUAGAGUAUCUCUGGAUGUAAUCAGAAGACGAUUUAUUCGAGAACUUGAUUCGGAGGCCACUCCGAACCCAGUGUUUUUAUUACACGCAACGCUCAUGAUUCCGGCGGUAACGGUCAAGCCAAGCCUGGACGACGUUCAGGAAGCACUUACGUCAGUUGGAAAAAUUAUUACUGACGUUGCUAAGGGAGUGGCACAAUGGAAUUCAAGAAGCAACAAGAAUAUGUGGAAAAGUCUGUCCUAUUCGUCGAAACAAAAUCUGGCGGAAGUUGUAUUGCGAACCCACACCAAUGUCACGAAACAGAAGCAGGAAGAACCGGAAGACUCGAAAACAAGAAGACGAAGGCUUUACAAAAUUCUCUCAGAGGAGAGACCUGUAUUUCCGGUUCAAGAAAAAAAUUUCUACGCCAUGGUUAUGGACAACAAAGAAAUUAUUAAACUUUUGGGCAUGCUGAGCACUUGCAUACUAGAAUUACGACAGGAUUUGACAGAAUUUCUCGAUCGUUGGAAACCGUAUAAAUUUCUGUGGAAAAACGAUCGCAAUGUGCGAGAGUUGCUUCAGAUCUCUCUGUCGGAAUUCGAAUCCACUCUCCGCAAACACAGCGAACUCGAAGAUCGAUUGGCCAUCGAACCGGACAUGAUUAUAUUUGGCACGUCAAUUGCUGUAUCGACAGAGAAAUUGAAGUAUGGUCUUUAUACGGAAAUCAAAGGUUGCACGCACAAGAUCGGCCAAGCAAUGAAGAAAAAAUACCGUCGCGAAAUGGAAUACGUUUACGCGCUGAUAAACGAAAUGGACCGCAAGCUGGAUCAUCAGAUUCGCGAUCUGGACGACGUACGUCUCAUUAUGGACACCCUGAAGAAGAUCCGCGAGCAGGAAGUCGACAUGGAGCUGAAGAUAGAUCCGAUCGAGGAAGCUUUCAACAUAGUUACCAGAUACGAGGUGCCCGUGGACCAGGAAUGUCUGGAACAGGUCGAUAACUUGAGAGACACCUGGCAGAAAUUACUGGCCCGAGCGCAAGAGAGUCACGUGUUGUUGUUGAAUCUGCAACCGCAGUUCGAGAACGAUCUGAGAAACAAUCUCGAGAGAUUCCGCAUCGACAACGAGAUGUACUGCGAAGAGUACAGGUCGUCCGGACCUAUGCAGCCUGGUUUGAGUCCGCGCGAAGCUUCGGACAGACAAAUAUUGUUCCAAAACAGAUUCGACGGUAUGUGGCGAAAGCUGCAAACCUAUCAGAGCGGUGAGGAACUUUUCGGUUUACCCAUCACGGAUUAUCCGGAACUUUCACAGAUCAGAAAGGAGCUGAACUUACUACAAAAGUUGUACAAACUGUACAACGAUGUCAUUGACAGAGUCAGCAGCUAUUAUGAUAUUCCGUGGGGCGAGGUUAAUAUCGAAGAGAUAAACAACGAACUGAUGGAAUUUCAAAACCGUUGUCGCAAGUUGCCGAAGGGUUUGAAGGAAUGGCCGGCGUUCUUCGCGCUGAAGAAGACGAUCGACGACUUCAACGACAUGUGUCCUCUUCUCGAGCUGAUGGCGAACAAGGCUAUGAAACCGCGUCAUUGGCAGAGAAUCGUGGAAGUCACGGGAUACUCUUUUGAUCUGGAGAGCGAAGGUUUUUGUUUGAAGAACAUACUUGAAGCGCCGCUUCUGAAGAACAAAGAAGACAUCGAGGAUAUCUGUAUAUCGGCGAUGAAGGAAAAGGACAUCGAGGCUAAACUGAGAACGGUGGUUAACGAGUGGUCGUCCCACGAGCUCACCUUCAUGACGUUCAACAACAGGGGCGAAUUGUUGUUGAGAGGAGACACGACCGCGGAAACUAUCAGUCAGCUGGAAGACAGCCUGAUGGUUCUCGGCUCGCUAAUGUCGAAUCGAUAUAACGCUCCUUUCAGAAAGCAGAUACAACAAUGGCUUUCGGAUCUGUCCAACACGAACGAGAUUCUCGAGAGAUGGUUGCUCGUGCAGAAUAUGUGGGUCUAUCUCGAGGCGGUUUUUGUGGGUGGCGAUAUCGCGAAACAAUUGCCGAAAGAGGCCAAGAGAUUCAGCAAGAUCGACAAGAGCUGGCAGAAGAUCAUGCAACGUGCUCACGAAACGCCAGGAGUUGUGCCCUGCUGCGUAGGAGACGACUUGCUGAAGCAGCUUCUGCCGCAUUUGCAGGAGCAACUGGAGUUGUGUCAAAAGUCUCUGAGCGGCUAUUUGGAAAAGAAGCGCAUGAUGUUCCCAAGAUUUUUCUUUGUUUCCGAUCCCGCGCUGUUGGAGAUACUCGGCCAAGCAUCCGAUUCUCACACUAUACAAAAUCAUCUGCUUUCUAUUUUCGACAAUACACGCUACGUAAAGUUUCACGAUAUCGAAUAUAAUAAAAUGACGGCUAUUGUCUCGUCAGAAGGUGAGACUAUACAGCUUGAGAAAGCAGUAAGAGCGGAGGGUUCCGUGGAAACGUGGUUGAUGCAAUUGCUUCAAACAUCGCAGCUUUCUUUGCAUUCCAUCAUUCGUCAGUGCUACAGCAGCAUUAACGACGCGAAUUUCAAUCUGUUGAACUUUCUCGACAAGAUGCCCGCUCAGAUAGGACUGUUGGGCAUACAAAUGAUUUGGACGCGAGAUGGCGAGGUGGCCUUGGCUCAAGCUCGCGCGGAUAAAAAAAUCAUGAUCGAAACGAACAACAAGUUUCUCGAUCUUUUGAACACUUUGAUCGAUCAGACUACGAGAGAUCUUACUAAGAUAGAACGAAUCAAGUUCGAAACGCUUAUCACCAUACAUGUGCAUCAACGUGACAUCUUCGAUAUAUUGUGCCGUCUAAAUGUGCGAUCCGUGAAUGACUUCGAAUGGUUGAAGCAAUGCAGAUUUUAUUUCAAGGAAGAUCUGGACAAAACGUCCAUAUUAAUCACAGAUGUUCAGUUUACUUAUCAAAAUGAAUACUUGGGAUGUACCGAGCGACUGGUUAUUACGCCACUAACCGACAGAUGUUACAUCACUUUAGCUCAAGCCCUGUCAAUGUCAAUGGGAGGAUCUCCUUGCGGCCCCGCAGGAACCGGAAAAACUGAAACCGUAAAAGAUAUGGGAAAAACUUUGGCAAAGUAUGUUGUAGUGUUCAACUGCUCCGAUCAAAUGGAUUAUCGGGGAUUGGGUCGCAUCUACAAAGGAUUGGCGCAAAGUGGUUCGUGGGGUUGUUUCGACGAAUUCAACAGAAUCGAACUGCCCGUUCUGUCUGUUGCGGCUCAGCAAGUUGCUGUAGUGCUCGCCGCGAAGAAAGAAAAAAAGAAACAAUUUGUCUUCACCGACGGGGAUCAAAUCGAGAUGUGUCCGGAGCUUGGAAUUUUUAUAACUAUGAAUCCUGGUUAUGCGGGAAGGAAAGAACUGCCGGAGAACUUGAAGAUACAGUUUCGCACGGUGGCUAUGAUGGUGCCUGAUCGACAGAUCAUCAUACGUGUAAAGUUAGCUAGUUGCGGAUUUCUGGAGAACAUUACUCUCGCUCGCAAAUUUUAUACUCUCUACAAAUUAUGCGAAGAACAAUUAACCAAACAGGUGCACUACGAUUUCGGUUUGCGAAAUAUAUUAUCCGUAUUAAGAACUCUGGGAGCAGCCAAGAGAGUCAAUUCUAAAGAUUCAGAGAGUACAAUCGUCAUGCGUGUUCUACGCGACAUGAAUCUUUCGAAACUAAUAGACGAAGACGAGCCACUUUUCAUAUCUCUCGUGGCUGAUUUGUUUCCCAACCAGGCUCUGGAGAAGACAUCAUAUCCCGAAUUGGAAACGGCUAUCAGCGAACAGGUCGAGCAAGCCGGACUAGUUUAUCAUGCGCCGUGGGUACUGAAAUUAAUACAGCUUUACGAGACGCAACGGGUAAGGCACGGCAUCAUGACAUUGGGUCCGACCGGUGCUGGCAAGAGUACUUGCAUACACAUCUUGAUGAAAGCAUUGACGCAAUGUGGCAAUUCUCACAGGGAAAUGAGAAUGAAUCCCAAAAGUAUAACAGCCGCUCAGAUGUUCGGUCGUCUGGAUGUAGCUACCAACGAUUGGACGGACGGAAUUUUCUCAGCUUUGUGGCGCAAAACGUUGAAACUGAAGAAAAACGAGCACGUGUGGCUGGUGCUCGACGGUCCCGUUGAUAGCAUUUGGAUAGAGAAUUUGAAUUCCGUACUGGAUGAUAAUAAAACGUUGACUUUAGCCAAUGGUGAUAGAUUGUCAAUGGCGCCUACGUGCAAAAUUAUUUUUGAACCGCACAAUAUUGAUAAUGCAAGUCCCGCGACUGUUUCGCGAAACGGCAUGGUGUACAUGAGUUCCUCAGGAUUAGAUUGGAAUCCUGUUGUUACCGCUUGGCUGAAAUCGCGAUCGUCGUUGGAACAAGAAGUGCUUGAACAGAUGUUCGCAGACUCUUUCGCACAGAUCUAUUCAUGGAGCACCCAGACAUUAGUGCUCGCUAUCGACGUCUUGCAAUGCAAUAUAGUGAGACAAAUGCUUUGCCUGCUUGAAGGCCUGAUACCCGCCGAAACAUCAGUGGAAGAAACCGAAGAAAACGCGGAUGAAGACGCAGAAAACGACAAACCUCAUCCCUUAACGGCAGAAUAUUUGAAACGUCUUUACGUGUUUGCGUUAGUGUGGGGCAUAGGAGCGUUGCUGGAAACAGCUGACAGACAAAAGUACGACAAGUAUCUGCGAGAAAACUUCGAUACCUUGGACCUUCCGACUUCCGAGAAAUAUUUAGACGCUACAGUGUUUGAUUUUUUUGUCAAUGACAAAGGCGAGUGGGACACGUGGACAAGCAUGGUAACCAAUUACGUCUACCCUGAAUAUUCGACGCCCGAUUACAGCAAUGUUUUGGUGCCUAUACCCGAUAACGUGAGAAUUCAACAUCUGAUCGAUUUGAUUGGUCGUCAGGAUAAAGCUGUGUUGCUCAUAGGCGAGCAGGGAUCCGCCAAAACUGUUAUGAUGAAGUCGUAUAUGAAAAAGGCGAAUCCAGACACAACUUUGAGUCGUUCCUUCAAUUUCAGCUCAGCGACCAGUCCGUAUCAGUUUCAGAAAACCAUCGAGAGUUACGUGGAGAAGCGCCUGGGAAAUACAUUUGGACCGCCAGGCGGCAAAAAGAUGUUGAUUUUUAUCGACGAUGUAAAUCUGCCGCAGAUCAAUGAGUGGGGCGAUCAAGUGACCAACGAAAUUGUUCGCCAAACUAUGGACAUGAAGGGAUUUUAUUCUCUGGAAAAACCCGGUGACUUCACUUCCAUUGUCGACGUAACAUUUCUAGCGGCCAUGUGUCAGCCUGGCGGUGGAAGGAACGACAUUCCUUCAAGACUCAAACGUCAAUUUUGUAUAUUCAAUUGCACGCUACCUGACAACGCGUCGAUCGACCGAAUUUUCAGUGUCUUAGGCGAAGGUCACUACAAUGUCAAGAGAGGAUUCUCGCAAGAUAUACGUCAACUUGUUAAGAAAAUGGUUCCUCUGACCAGAAUACUCUGGGAAAAAACCCGCAUAAAGCUGCUACCGACUCCUGCGAAGUUUCAUUAUGUCUUCAGUCUUCGAGAUCUCUCAAGAAUCUGGCAAGGAAUGGUCGGUACAUUGUCGACGGUCAUUGACAAGGAUAGCGUAUUGAUGCUACUUUGGAAGCACGAAUGUACGCGGGUGUUCAGUGACAGAUUCACGCUACAAAGCGACAAAAAUUGGUUUGAUGAAGAAGUAAUUCGUGUCGUAGGUGAUAUUUUAGGAGAGAAGUACGUGAACAUGCUGGAUAAGGAUCCUGCAUUUGUCGAUUUUAUGAGAGAUGCUCCAGAACCAACCGGUGAGGAAGGUGAAGACGCGGAUGUGGAACUUCCCAAGGUGUAUGAACCUGUUUACAAUCCUCAAGUGUUGCAAGAGAGAUUAGAUAUGUUUCUAGCGCAAUUCAACGAAAUGCAAAGAGGUGCUGGAAUGGAUCUAGUAUUUUUCCCUGACGCCAUGUUGCAUUUAGUAAAAAUAUCUAGAGUUAUAAGACACCCGAAGGGCAACGUGAUGUUAGUAGGUGUCGGCGGAUCUGGCAAACAGAGUCUUACAAAGCUGUCCUCCUUUAUUGCCGGUUACAAAACGUUCCAAAUCACUUUGACAAGAUCCUAUAACGUAGCAAAUUUCUUAGAAGAUCUCAAAUUUUUAUAUCGUACCUGUGGCGCUCAGGGAAAAGGCACAACGUUUAUAUUCACCGAUUUGGAUAUCAAGGAGGAAGGAUUUCUUGAAUAUCUGAACAAUAUUCUAAGCUCUGGAGUUAUCAGCAACUUAUUCACGCGUGACGAGCAAGCGGAGAUUAUUUCAGAAUUAACACCUAUCUUGAGACGAGAAAAUCCAAAAAAAACUCUUAAUAACGAACUGGUGAUGGAUUUCUUUCUUCAAAGAACUUGUCAGAAUCUGCACGUUGUUUUCUGCUUUUCUCCCGUAGGUGAGAAGUUUCGGAAUCGCGCGCAGCGUUUCCCGGCGCUCAUUUCGGGCUGCACUAUAGACUGGUUUCAACCGUGGCCCAAGGACGCUUUGAUUUUGGUUGCGAAACAUUUUCUUCAUGAUUUUGAAAUCGCCUGUACUAGCGACGUAAAAGCUGAACUGGUAAACGCGCUCGGUUCCAUACAGGAUAUUGUUUCGGAAACGUCUGUCGAAUACUUCCAAAGAUUUCGACGCGCUACUCACGUGACUCCGAAGUCGUAUUUGAAUUUUAUCGGUGGAUACAAAAAUAUCUAUCGAUCUAAGCAACACGAGCUCGGCGAAGGAGCCAAGAGAAUGGAUACUGGUUUAGCAAAACUUGAAGAGGCGUCCAUAUCAGUUGAGAUUCUCAAGAAAGACUUGGCCGUAAUGGAGAAAGAACUAGUUCAAGCAUCCGAGAAAGCCGAGACAGUACUCUUGGAGGUAACAGAAAGAGCUAUGCAAGCUGAAGCUUUCAAGAAUCAAGUGCAAAAAGUGAAGGAAAAAGCGGAGCAACUGGUAGCUUGCAUAGCUGAUGAAAAAGCGUUGGCCGAGCAAAAGCUGGAAGCUGCAAAACCGGCAUUAGAAGAAGCGGAGGCUGCUUUAAACACCAUCAAACCUGCUCACAUAGCAACAGUGAGAAAAUUAGGUAGACCACCUCAUCUCAUAAUGAGAAUCAUGGACUGUGUGUUGAUUCUGUUUCAACGUAAAAUCGGGUCUGUUGUGCCCGAUACUGCCGCCCCUUGUCCUAAACCUUCAUGGGCGGAGUCUUUGAAACUCAUGGCUAGUACGACGUUCUUAUUGCAAUUGCAAAAUUAUCCAAAAGAUAUAAUCAAUAACGAAAUAAUCGAGUUACUACAGCCUUACUUCAAAAUGGAGGAUUACAACAUGGAAACAGCUAGGCGAGUUUGCGGCGACGUGGCUGGUUUAUUAUCGUGGACCAAGGCCAUGGCAUUUUUUCACUCCGUCAACAAGGAAGUACUUCCGUUGAAAGCCAAUUUGGCACUGCAGGAAGCACGAUUGAAGCUCGCCAUGGAAGAUCUGGCGAACGCUGAGAGAGAGUUAUCCGAGAGAGAGAUGGCUCUGCAGGCAGUUAAAGAGCAAUACGAUAACGCCGUAACGGAGAAGCAAAGAUUAACGGAAGCCGCGAACGUGUGCCUGAGAAAGAUGACGGCAGCUACCGCUCUGAUAAACGGAUUAGGCGGCGAGAAGAUACGGUGGACCGAGCAAAGCGGAGAUUUUAAGAUUCAACUAGGACGUUUAGUGGGAGAUGUGCUGUUGGGAACUGGAUUCUUAUCAUAUUGCGGACCUUACAAUCAACAGUUUCGCGCAAGUUUAGUAACCGCGUGGAUGAACAUACUGACCAUCAAGUCUAUACCUUUCACUAAGAAUCUAAAUAUAACAAAUAUGCUCGUCGAUUCCGCAACAACGUCGGAAUGGACGCUGCAGGGAUUGCCGAACGACGAGUUGUCCGUGCAGAAUGCGCUUAUCGUCACCAAAUCUUCGUCCUAUCCACUUCUUGUGGAUCCUCAGAAUCAAGGUAAGAUGUGGAUCAAGAAUAAAGAGAGCACCAACGAGUUGCAGAUCACUUCGCUGAAUCAUAAAUACUUUCGGACUCAUCUUGAGGACAGUCUUUCACUGGGUAGACCGUUGCUGAUCGAGGACGUCGCGGAAGAGCUCGAUCCCGUACUGGACAACGUACUCGAGAAGAAUUUCAUUAAAUCAGGCUCCAUCGAGAAGGUCAUAGUCGGGGAUAAGGAGUGCGACGUGAUGCCGGGAUUUAUGUUGUACAUUACCACGAAGUUGCCAAACCCAGCGUACAGCCCGGAAAUAUCCGCAAAGACAUCGAUUAUCGACUUUACCGUGACAAUGUUAGGUCUGGAAGAUCAGCUGUUGGGUCGAGUGAUACUUAUGGAAAAAGCCGAUCUUGAAGCGGAGAGAGUCGCUUUAUUCGAAUCGGUCAUGACCAAUCAGCGUUCGAUGAAAGAUCUCGAAAGUACACUGUUACACAGACUCACGUCUUCGGAGGGCUCUUUGGUCGACGAUGAAGCGUUAAUAACCGUUCUUCAAGAAACCAAGACCACAGCCGAAUCGGUGAAUGAAAAGCUGCAAGUGUCAGCACUUACCGAGAAGAAGAUUACUCUGGCACGCGAGGAAUUUCGCGCAGUCGCGGCAAGAGGAUCCAUCUUAUAUUUCCUGAUCGUUGAAUUGAGCAACGUUAACGUGAUGUAUCAAAAUUCGUUGAGACAAUUUCUGACAAUCUUCGACAACUCGAUCACAAAAUCUACAAAGAGUCCCAUUACUUCCGAGCGAAUAAACAUAAUUCUGCGACAUCUCACGUACGAAGUGUGGGCGUUCACUCUGAGAAGUCUCUACGAGAGACACAAAUCUCUAUUUACGCUGAUGCUAGCCAUGAAGAUAGACUGUCACAAAGAUGUGAUUUCUCACGCAGAAUUCAACGCCUUCAUAAAGGGCGGCGCGUCCUUGGAUCUCAACGCGGUGACGCCAAAACCGUUUAAGUGGAUACUUGAUAUAACGUGGCUGAAUUUAGUCGAGAUAAGCAAACUGGAGGUGUUCUCGGAUAUUUUGACGAAAAUCGAGUUUAGCGAAAAGGAAUGGAGAGUAUGGUACGAGAAGGAGAAACCGGAGGAGGAAGACUUACCUUGCGGAUAUCAAAAGAGUCUCGAUGUGUUUCGCAAAUUACUGCUCAUCAGAUCGUGGAGUCCGGACAGAACGCUGUCCCAGGCAAGAAAGUACAUCGCCGAAUCAUUGGGCAAAGAAUACGGCGAGGCCAAAAUAUUGGACUUGGAAGCAACGUGGCUGGAAUCCGAGCCUAGGUCGCCACUUAUAUGUUUGUUAUCUAUAGGAUCCGACCCGAGUCCUCAGAUUACAGCUCUUGCUAAACAGAAAACGAUCUCAUUAAAUUCGGUAUCUAUGGGACAAGGUCAAGAGUUUCACGCUCGGAGAAUGAUCAACGAAGCUAUGAGCACGGGCGGUUGGGUUCUCUUGCAGAAUAUUCAUCUAUCGUUACCUUUUUGCACGGAAGUGAUGGACGCUCUUGUCGAAACCGAAACUGUUCACGAAGUGUUCAGACUCUGGAUGACAACCGAAGUGCACGCUCAGUUUCCCAUCGGCUUACUGCAGAUAGCAAUAAAAUUCACAAACGAACCACCUCAGGGCAUAAGAGCUAGCUUGAAGAGAACUUAUCAAGCUACGACUCAGGACGCGUUGGAUUACAGUACUCAAUCGCAGUGGCCACCCCUGUUAUACGCUGUUGCGUUUUUACACACCGUAGUGCAGGAAAGAAGAAAAUUCGGCCCGCUCGGCUGGAACAUACCUUACGAGUUCAAUCAGGCUGACUUUGCAGCGUCGGUUCAAUUUAUACAAAAUCACCUUGACGAUAUGGAUCCUAAAAAGGGGGUUUCCUGGCCGACUGUCUGCUACAUGCUCGGAGAGGUUCAAUACGGAGGUCGAGUUACAGACGACUUUGACAAACGGUUGUUAACAACGUUUACACACGUCUGGUUUUGUGACGUGCUCUUGCGACCGGGCUUCGAAUUUUUUCGCGGAUACAAAGUUCCUCAAACGAGAAAUCUUCAGGGAUAUAUAGAUUACAUUGACAGUCUACCGGCUACCGAUACGCCGGAAGUGUUUGGAUUACAUCCAAAUGCCGAUAUCACGUAUCAGAUCAACACGGCAAAGGGAAUACUUGAUACUAUUCUCAGUGUGCAACCGAAAGAGGGUGGCGCACAGGGAGGUGAAACCAGAGAGAAUGUCGUGUACAAAUUAGCCGACGACAUGCUCUCGAAAUUACCUAAACAAUAUAAUUCCUUUGAGGUAAAAGAGGCACUUCAAAGAAUGGGACCGUUGAUGCCAAUGAAUAUUUUUCUGAGACAAGAAAUAGAUCGCAUUUCGAGAGUUAUUAAAGAGGUACGAGGUACUUUGACGGAUUUGAAAUUAGCUAUUGAGGGUACUAUCGUGAUGAGUCAAGGUCUGCGAAAAUCAUUAGAUGCGAUGUAUGACGCGCGUAUUCCCGAAAAGUGGUUAAAAAUAUCUUGGGAAUCGGCGACGUUAGGUUUCUGGUAUACGGAACUCUUGGAGAGAGAUUAUCAGUUUAGACAAUGGUGCUGUCAUGGUCGUCCGAAAGUAUUUUGGAUGACGGGAUUUUUUAACCCACAGGGAUUUUUAACGGCAAUGAGACAGGAAGUAACUCGAGCACAUAAAGGAUGGGCUUUAGACUCUGUGGUUUUGCAAAACGUAAUUACUCGUUACAACAAGGAGGAUAUUAAAAAUCAGCCGCAAGAAGGAGUCUACGUUCAUGGCUUGUUUUUGGAAGGUGCGUCGCUCGAUCGAAAAUCGGGGAAGCUUAUUGAGAGCAGACCGAAAGUUUUGUACGAACAAAUGCCAGUUAUUUAUAUUUUCGCGAUAAACACAACCGCUGGCAAAGAUCCCAAAUUGUACGAAUGUCCUAUAUAUAGAAAACCUCAAAGAACGGACGCAAAAUAUGUGGGUUCUAUCGAUUUUGAGACGGAUUAUAAUCCUCGUCAUUGGACACUUCGAGGUGUAGCUCUGUUGUGCGAUAUCAAAUAAAGAUAUAAAAUGU
Messenger RNA from Pseudomyrmex gracilis, 14343 nucleotides. It is a transcript of the gene Dhc1, whose product is annotated as dynein heavy chain 5, axonemal. Lineage: Eukaryota; Metazoa; Arthropoda; Insecta; Hymenoptera; Formicidae. Gene Ontology annotation, molecular function: dynein light intermediate chain binding; minus-end-directed microtubule motor activity; dynein intermediate chain binding. The transcript has 34 exons. The coding region runs from base 387 to 14330 and encodes 4647 amino acids. The record is from RefSeq and is a predicted model, not a curated record. Gene Ontology annotation, cellular component: dynein complex. Gene Ontology annotation, biological process: microtubule-based movement.